Gossypium raimondii (Peruvian cotton) is the source of this 1228-nucleotide messenger RNA. Its product is annotated as homeobox-leucine zipper protein HAT7. Gene Ontology annotation, biological process: positive regulation of DNA-templated transcription. Bases 150 to 998 code for a protein of 282 amino acids. Gene Ontology annotation, molecular function: sequence-specific DNA binding; DNA-binding transcription factor activity, RNA polymerase II-specific. The record is from RefSeq and is a predicted model, not a curated record. Gene Ontology annotation, cellular component: nucleus. The transcript is spliced from 2 exons. NCBI's taxonomy places the organism in Eukaryota, Viridiplantae, Streptophyta, Magnoliopsida, Malvales, Malvaceae.
AACCCCAUCACCGCCCUUCCCAUGUCUUCUUCUUAUAACCUGUCCACCAUGAGAGUGUCAGUCCAAUAUAAUCCUUACCCCACCCUCUGUCUCUCCCUCUACCUCUUGUUAACCCUCUCAGAACCCAAGUGCAUGAAUAAGCUUUUGACAUGGCUUUCCCUCCUCAUGCUUUCAUGUUUCAAACCCUCCAUGAAGAUCAAAAUCAUUUCCCUUCCCCUUAUUCCCUCCUUCCAUGCCCUCCUCAACUCUUCCAUGGUGGUAUGUUUCUCCAUCCAUCUUUUUCGUUUAUAUUAAUCCAUGUGUGUACGUUCAUGAUGAACAAAUUAAACCAAUGUGUCUUCUCUUUCUCAGGUGUUGGAAAGUCUCAUCAGGAAGUGCAUGGCCAUGGAGAUGAUGAUGAAUUCUCUGAUGAUGAUGGAUCACAUGGUGGGGAGAAGAAGAAGAGGCUGAACAUGGACCAAGUGAAGGCUUUGGAGAAGAGUUUUGAGCUGGGAAACAAGCUUGAACCUGGAAGAAAAUUGCAGUUGGCUAAGGACUUAGGGUUAAAACCAAGGCAAAUAGCGAUCUGGUUUCAAAACAGGAGGGCUAGAUGGAAAAACAAGCAAUUGGAAAAAGAUUAUGACGCCUUGAAGAAACUAUAUCAAACAGCCAAAGCUGACAAUGAUGCCCUUCAAGCUCAAAACAAGAAACUUACUGGACAGCUAUUGUCUUUGAAAACCAAAGAUUCAAAUGAAACCAGGAUCAAGAACGAAAACGAGGGUUCAUGGUGCAGCAAUGGAAGCGAAAACAAUUAUGAUAUGAACUUAGCCAUAAGGCCUGCAGCAACAAUGACUCAACUUCUUCAUGGUUCAUCGAAACCAAGCCUCCAUUGCCUAAAACUUGACCAAGUGGUUCAACAAGAUCAGAGCUUGGCUUGCCAUAUGUUUAACCAAGAUGGUUAUGAACAGCAAGGUUUCUGGCCUUGGGCUGACCAAUCAAUCAAAUUUCCAUUGAAUUAAGAACCAGUGCCACAUUGUUCUUAAUUAUGUACUUCAGCUUUGGUUUAAUUGCCAGUUUUUGUGUCGAUUUUCACAUUCUUGUUUUGGUUAUAUAUAUAUAUAUAUAUAUAUAUUGGUUUUAUAGAAUUGACCAUAUAUUUGUCUCACCAUCCAUCAUGUAGGGGUUGUUUGUCUCUGAAUAAUACAUUUUCUUCCCAUGCUUUCAAUGAAUUUUGAUAUAUAUUUACUAA